Molecule: messenger RNA, 2578 nt
Organism: Salmo salar (Atlantic salmon)
Lineage: Eukaryota; Metazoa; Chordata; Actinopteri; Salmoniformes; Salmonidae
Product: rho GDP-dissociation inhibitor 1
Biological process (GO): Rho protein signal transduction
Cellular component (GO): cytoplasm; membrane; cytosol
Molecular function (GO): Rho GDP-dissociation inhibitor activity; protein binding
Source: RefSeq, a predicted model, not a curated record
AGUCUACAAAUACAUUUGCGAGUUUAUAGUAACGAGCAUUUACCUGGACUAGUGCACUUUACACCAGGCUUGUUGCUGAGCACCCGCUUACGUUCGGACAGCCUUUGUAGUGUGAGUCAAUAUUCCCGGAAGCGUGCUGUGCGUUUGAUUUGAGCUGCACCCUCGUUGCCAUUCAGUGGCGCGUACUCCAGCGUAGCAGCAGCAUAACGAAAGCCUCCUCCAUCAACCACGAUGUCUUUAGCCAUUUUCAUCAACUCAGGAGGCGUGUCUCGCCGUUGUUCAAUUUGGUAAUGAAGACACUUGAAUCUCUAGAGGACACCAAAGAGUAGACUAUGGCAGAGCAGGAUCCCACCCCGGAACAGCUGGCGGCCAUCGCCGCGGCCAACGAGGAAGCGGAGGGCGGGGUCAACUACAAGCCCCCCGCUCAGAAGAGUCUGCAGGAGAUCCAGGAGCUGGACAAGGAUGACGAGAGCCUGCGCAAGUACAAGGAGGCCCUGCUGGGGAACGCCGCCGCGGCUGCAGACCCCAACGCUCCCAAUGUCCAGGUGACACGCUUGACCCUGAUGUGUGAGACGGCGCCACUGCCCCUGACCCUUGACCUACAGGGAGACCUGGAGUCCUUUAAGAAACAGUCCUUUGUCCUGAAGGAAGGCGUGGAGUACAAGAUAAAGAUCAGCUUCAAGGUCAACAAGGAGAUUGUGUCGGGACUGAAGUAUGCCCAGCAGACCUACAGGAAAGGAGUCAAGGUUGACAAGUCAGACUACAUGGUGGGGAGCUACGGGCCGCGGCCGGCAGAGUACGAGUUCCUGACCCCUCUGGAGGAGGCCCCUAAAGGCAUGCUGGCCCGCGGCACCUACAACAUCAAGUCCAAGUUCACUGAUGACGAUAAGCACGACCACCUCUCCUGGGAGUGGAACCUUAACAUCAAGAAAGAGUGGAAAGACUGAGUCCCCGUCGACUUAAUUCUUCCCCAUCCCCCUCUUCUUAUUCCCCCUCCAUUAUUUUGAAUUCAUAAUUAUGUGAUAAGUAAUUAAAGGCAAAUUGCUCUCUCGUCCACGCCAAUCCCUGCAGUAGUUUCAUUCCAAUCGCGUUGUCAUGCCAUUCACCCCCCCACACACUCCUUGUGAUGCUGAGUAUUGAAUAUGUGGAGAAAGCAAAUCAUGUGCACAAUCAUGAAUUUGUUUUGGUUAGUUUGUAUAUAAACAGGGUUUUUUUUUAUGGAAAAAAAUGAGAUUGAUUUGUUAAUGCUCUUGAUAUGGAUGUCAUAAUCAACUUCUUUCCCCUUCAUCCCCUCUUUUCUUUCUCUUACUUUCCUUUUUACCCCCCUUCCUGCUGAUUGUUUAUUACAACCACAAUCUGCCUUUUAAAGGUGUUGCUGUGUGUUAAAAGCUGUAGUAGGGCCACACUCUGUACUCUUUGUUGGGGAUGUUGCCCUCUGUCUGUGGAAAGCCUUGGAGCAGAUUAUAUGUACCAGAGUCCACACAAUUAGUUUAUUCUGGAACUAGUGUGAAUUCCUAACCGUUAAGAGGUGGCAUGAACAGCACUUACCGGCAGUCCACCAGAGGCACUCUGACCACCUGCUGAAGGUGCAAGUGUGCCUCUUCCUGAUCAGGGUUUUCACCUCCCUACCUAGUUCAUUCAGCAGCCAUGUGGCCUUAAAGAGGAUUCCUGUAGAACUAACAAUGAAGGAAAUGAUCACAAAGAGCCUUUUGCCUUUAGAACAGAACUGUCAGAUUGUUACGAGAGCCUCCUACAGGGUUUGAGUAAAAGAGUUUUAGGCUGAGUGCUAACAGAUGAUCACACAGACCAUUGAGAUGCUUGUAGUACCUUCUUUUCCAGAUUAGCCAGUAGAAGUAGACCAUGAAAGUGAACAGCAGCCAUCUCUGCUCCCUUCCCUCCUCACAUCAGGUGGUCUCAAUGUGGACCACCUUUAGUGCUGUUUGCUGACGUGAAUGUGUUUACGUUGAUAUAAAGAACCUGGUUUUGUUGACAACCUAAGAAAUUAGCUCCUUGUCAAAUGCCCUCUAAGCAGACCUUGAGGCCUUCUUCCAGUCACUAACUCCAUUCCUGUAGCGUCUCAGAUAUGGGGCCUUGCUGGUGGCCCUUGUGAGCAGAGAGGAAUGUCACAAGGCUUGUUAAUCCGCUCACCUCGAGUCAACUCCAGGAUUACCAAAACUAGCUGUGCCUCUAGCCUUUACAACCACCAGCUGCUCUCUAAGGUCUGACUUUCAGAAUGGGAGCUUAACAUCAAAUAGUUAUUUGAACAUUGGCCCUGAUGUUUUAGGUCAGGUCUAACUUGUGCACAGACCCAGAGUUUCAACAAGAACAGCCAAGACCUCUUACUACAAAACCGUGUUGUAUUUUUCUACACUCCAUUUUUCAACGUCAUAACUUGUGAUGUAGGGCUCAGGCUUUGUUUCACUGGUUCAGUAUGCUUCACUGGAUCAUUGUUUCAGUAUGGUUUUGACUCUAACUACUCCUCUGUGUGCCACCUGGAGAAUACUGUUCACCUGUCACAUUAAAGUAUUCAGACUGGAGGUCAUGGUGUCUUUAAUCAAUAAAGUCAUGUAACUUUUUA